Molecule: messenger RNA, 2085 nt
Organism: Pistacia vera
Lineage: Eukaryota; Viridiplantae; Streptophyta; Magnoliopsida; Sapindales; Anacardiaceae
Product: pentatricopeptide repeat-containing protein At2g03880, mitochondrial-like
Biological process (GO): RNA modification
Molecular function (GO): protein binding; zinc ion binding; RNA binding
Source: RefSeq, a predicted model, not a curated record
UCAGCUUUGAUUGAUGAUUUCACCAGAUUCUGCUACCAAAGAAACCUCCCAAGAGCCAUCAAAGCUAUGGAUGCCAUGCAAAUCCACGGCCUUCAUGCUGAUUCCAUCACAUACUCUGAGCUCAUCAAGUGUUGCUUGGCCCGUGGCGCUGUUCGAGAAGGCAAACUCGUUCACAAUCACGUCUUCUCAAAAGGGUAUGAACCCAAAACGUUUUUAAUCAACAUUUUGAUUAAUAUGUACGUGAAGUUUAAUCUCUUGGAGGACGCUAAAACAUUCGAUAAAAUGCCUAAGAGAACCGUUGUUUCUUGGACAACAAUGCUAUGGGCUUAUUGUAAUGCUAAGAUGAAUGACAAGGUGUUUGAGUUCUUUAUUUUGAUGCUCAGAGAAGGUGUUAGACCGAAUAUGUACACCUACUCUUCCACUUUGAGAUCUUGUGUUUGAUUACUCAAUCUUAGGCAGCUUCAUUGUGGAAUAAUUAAAGUUAGUUUGGAUUCUGAUGUGUUUUUUAGGAGUGCUUUGAUUGAUGUUUAUGCCAAAUGGGGUGAGUUGAAGAAUGCACUUGUUUUCAGUGAGAUGGUGACUGUAGAUUUGGUUGUUUGGAACUCAAACAUUGGAGGGUUUGCUCAGAAUAGUGAUGGCGAUGAGGCUUUGAAUCUUUUCAAGAGAAUGAAGAGGGCUGGUUUUAUGGCGGAUCAGGCCACGCUAACAAGUGUUUUGAGGGCGUGUACUGGAUUAGCGCUGUUAGAAUUGGGGACACAAGUCCAUGUUCAUGUAUUGAAGUAUGACCGAGAUUUGAUACUUAACAAUGCGCUUUUGGAUAUGUAUUGCAAGUGUGGUAGCUUGGAAGAUGCAAAGUCUGUUUUUGAUAGGAUGGUAGAGAGGGAUGUGAUUUCUUGGAGCACCAUGAUUGCAGGGUUGGCACAGAACGGGUACAGCCGAAAGGCGCUGAAUUUGUUUGAGUUGAUGAAAGCCUCAGGUUUAGGACCGAAUUAUAUUACAAUUCUUGGUGUUCUAUUUGCUUGUAGCCAUGCAGGGCUUGUAGAAGAUGGGUUGUAUUACUUCCAAUCUAUGAAGAAGCUUUAUGGGAUUGAACCAGAAAAGGAGCAUUAUGGCUGUGUAAUUGAUCUUCUUGGAAGGGCUGGAAGGCUCGAUCAAGCAGCUAAGUUAAUACAUGAGAUGGAAUAUGAACCAGAUGCUGUGACAUGGAGAACUUUGCUGGGUGCAUGCAGGGUUCACCAGAACACCGAUCUUGCUAUAUAUGCUGCCAAACAGAUUCUAAAUCUAGAUCCCCAAGAUGCAGGAACAUACAUACUGUUAUCUAACAUUUAUGCAAAUUCGCAAAGAUGGGACGACGUAGCAGAAGUUAGGAAGACCAUGAGAGACAGGGGAGUGAGGAAAAAACCAGGGUGCAGCUGGAUUGAAGUAAAUAAGCAGAUUCAUGCUUUCAUUUUUGGAGAUAGCUCACAUCCAAAGAUAGAUGAAAUCAAUAGGGAGCUCAACCAGUUAAUUCACAAAUUAGUAACAGUGGGUUAUGUGCCAGACACAAAUUUUGUUUUGCACGAUCUUGAAGGAGAGCAAAAAGAAGACUCAAUUCGAUACCACAGUGAAAAACUGGCAAUUAUUUUCGGUUUGAUGAGCUUGUCAAGGGGUAAGACCAUCAGGAUCAGGAAAAAUAUUAGGAUAUGCGGCGACUGUCAUAUCUUUGCAAAACUCACAGCAAAGAUGGAGCAUCGAACUGUAGUGAUCAGAGACCCUGUCCGGUAUCAUCAUUUUCAAGAUGGAAUUUGCUCCUGUGGAGAUUACUGGUAGCAGAUGUUAAAGAAACGCUUGAAACGUCACUGUUACUCUCUCAGUGUCGAACAGGAACACAAAGCUUCUGCAUUAUUGAGAUAGUCAUGUAGAUUCAAGCCAUUUUGAAGCUUAAAUCCAGAAAAAAUAAAUCGUAAGUAUUACUUCUUAGUGAUCAUUUUACUUAAGAAUGGUCAAUGAGGUUGAUGGACAUGAUCACUGCUCAUAACAAUCUGAAUCUAAGUCGGCUAUGACCCACCAAAGAUAUUGAUGGCAUGACCAAUAUAUCAGUCUAGU